Coregonus clupeaformis (lake whitefish) is the source of this 6996-nucleotide messenger RNA. Its product is annotated as PH domain leucine-rich repeat protein phosphatase 1. Lineage: Eukaryota; Metazoa; Chordata; Actinopteri; Salmoniformes; Salmonidae. The transcript is spliced from 17 exons. The record is from RefSeq and is a predicted model, not a curated record. Bases 297 to 5612 code for a protein of 1771 amino acids. Gene Ontology annotation, molecular function: protein binding.
ACGUUUAUUUCAUAUUCUACCAUAGUAUUGUGGUGUAAGUGAGACACACGGUAACGUCUCCCUCACUUCAAGUCCGACCUGUUUUUAGCGGAUUUCCUCUUAAAUGUUUUCGGGAACGCAGGGGAGAUUCCAACUGGAGCACGAAGGCAAAGAAGUGAAUGAAUAGUGGGAUAAGUACACGACCCAACCCGCGGACAUUUAUUGUAUUGUGUUCAUAUUGUCGCGCUUUUUUAAUGUAGAAGGCUGAUGUUAAGCCACGUACGCACGGAUAUAUAGUGUACUUUCCAUUUGGCAAAAUGGAAAGUGCGCGGACUGUCGUUGACAAAGGCUUGGAAGAUGGAAGUGCAACUAAGUUUAAGAAGCCUAGCGGACUGUCUGUCGCCCAGGGGACGCCAGUGGAUGAUGGCGGUGGACAUUUGACGGCCUCUCGUAUAGAUAUUAGAAAUGGGAACAACCCCUCUCAGGCUGCAGUGGGUUCUAGUGCUUCGAAUAAAAGUAACGGAAGCACAUCUACGAAUGGCCGUAGUUUAUCCAGUAACUCCAACUCGCUCCUGUUGAGACGGAGGAGGCUGAAGAGGAACCUCUCCGCUGCAGCUGCAACCACUGCCACAUCGAUUGUCACUGCCGCCUGCGGCGCCAAGAUGAAAUCGACCCUCUCUUCUGCGUCUCUGCAUACUCGGAGUCUGGAUAGGAAGACGUUGCUGAGGCAUCGGCAGAACAUGCAACUGCAGCCUUCAGAUAGAGAGUGGGUGCGAGUGGAUCUUCACAGGGGUUCCAUACAUGUCCACGACAAACUCACCUCGCUUUCAUAUCCUAGGCCGGUGCUGUGCACGAUUGAUACCACCGCUGGCGAGAUGGCGCUCCGUUUGAGCAAACUCAGUAAGUCGAGCUCUGUAUUGCGUAUAUUUUGUAAUGACAACCUAAAGACUGAUCAAAACAGAAACUGUAACGUGAAGUAUCCAUAUAAUGACAGCCAGUGCAAACUAAUUGAAGACGGUAACGUUAAUAUCAAGUGCAAAGAUUCGGGAUCCCCAGAAUUCAGGGGCGGCCUAUCGGACAAGCCAAGUGACGGGUUGAGGCUACUGCUUAUGGAGAACGCCGAUGAGCGGCAAAAGCAACAGGAUGCAAAACUUUUUAGUCCGGACUCAGAGUCGAAAGAUAAUAUAACUCACUCGUUGUCGGAUCUAAAUUCGAAUUCUAACCUGGAUACUCCUAACGAGGAUGACCCAGAACAGAGACUGAACGGAGUGGACAGCUACGGGCUCAAUUCUGGUUCGGACGUGGAGAGCAGCAGCGCAUUCGAUGACCUCAGCAUUUCGGGGGCUCGGCUCAGUGAGCACCGGGACUCCCUCAGCGACGACAUGAUCCUGGGCACAGACGCAUCCAUCCUGAGCCCUAGUUUUGACAGCGCCACGGAGGGCCACGACACCUAUGGCAGCUCCUCAGACGAACUGGAGCUCGACUGUCCUACCACAAGCAUUGACCCUAUUCUCCCCAAUGGCAACACAGUCUCUGCCAACUACAAGUUUAGCAACGGUGGGCAUUUAAACGACGUGACACAGGAUACUGGGGCAGGUAACAUACUCGAACCUCUCAGUCUAAGCAGGCUGCCACCCAGUAGUAGCGGUAGCUCAUUGUCCCGGGCCUGUUCGACAGGUAAUAGGCCCGACAUCCAAGACCCUGAUAAUAGCCAGGGUGCUUUGAAAACAGGGUCGGCGGCGGCUCAUGAGGAUAGAGACGCAGCAGGUGACACCAGUCCUACACUUUACGUUCAGCUCCACGGUGAAGCUGUCAGGAGGCUCGGGCAAGAUGAGAGGCCUCUCCAGAUCCAGAAUGACUUUCUCUUUAAACUGGGAUUUAAGGACCCGUGGCGCGUGCAGGAGGAAGGGAUGAACACCGAGAUUGGCUCCAUGUUACGGUUUUACGCAGGGAAGCCCCACAGCAUCGAGAGCUCGGAGCGAGUGCAGCUGUCGGGGACCUAUAACGUCCGCAAAGGGAAACUCCAGCUGCCAGUCAAUCGGUGGACCAGGCGCCAGGUCAUCCUGUGUGGCACCUGCCUCAUCGUCUCCUCCGUCAAAGAUAGCCACAUGGGCAAGAUGCACAUCCUACCCCUCAUUGGAGGAAAGGUGGAGGAGGUGAAGAAGCACAGCCACUCCCUGGCGUUCAGCUCAGCAGGGCCCCAGAGCCAGACAUACUAUGUCAGCUUUGACAGCUUCACUGAACACCUGCGCUGGCACAGACACGCAGCCAAGAUGGUAUCCCAGAGGAUCAACUCUGUGGACUUGUCCUGCUGCAGUCUGGAGCAGCUGCCUCCCAACCUCUUCUACAGCCAGGACCUCACCCACCUCAACCUCAAACACAACUUCCUCCCAACAGACCACCGUCUACACCAGCUACAGAGGUUCUCUCGUUUGCGUAGCCUCAACUUGUCUAAUAACCAGCUGGGUCAGUUCCCCAUGGCCAUCUGUGACAUCUCCACCCUCAUCGAGGUCAACCUCAGCUGUAACUACCUGACCAAUGUGGACCAAGCUGUGGGAUCCAUGACCAAUCUGCAGACGUUUCUCCUGGACGGUAACUGUCUGAGUGAGUUACCCAGUGAGCUGGGCUCUCUCCAGAGACUGGGCUACCUGGGCCUGUCCUUCAACCAGUUUACCCACGUGCCCCAGGUGCUGGAGCGGCUGACCUCCAUGGAGAGACUGUGUAUGGCUGGAAACAGCCUGGACACACUGGUGCUGCAGAGCUUCAGACUGCUCCGGUUCAAACAUGUCGACCUACGGCUGAAUAAGAUCCGGGUGGUGGUUCCAGACGAACCAGACCUGCUGAGACACGUGACCCAGCUGGACGUGCGUGACAACGGGCUGGAGGAGCUGGAUAUCUCCCUGUUCCCCUGCCUGGAGGUCCUCCACUGUGAGAGGAACCACAUUGCCACCCUCAAGGCCAAGGGCUCUAUGCUCAAGGCUGUCUACGCACAGAACAACGAGCUACAGGAGCUAGAUGUCAGUCCAGUGCCCUCCAACCUCACCUACAUGGACAUCUCCAGGAAUCGUAUGGAGGCCAUCCCAGAGUGGCUGUGUGAGAUUAAGAAACUAGAAGUUCUGGACCUCAGCCACAACCUUGUUACUGAGCUCCCAGCACGGUUGCUGUGUAGCAGCAGUCUGAGGAAGCUGAGUGCAGGAUACAACCACCUGCAGAAGCUGCCUGAGAGAGUAGAGCGCCCACUACUGGAGGUGUUGGACGUACAACACAACCAGCUAGCAGAGCUGCCCUGCAACCUCUUCCUCAAAUCUGACAGUUUGCGGUGCCUAAAUGCCUCGGCCAAUAAGCUGGAGCACCUGCCUCCCUCCAGUCUAUCAGAGGAGAGCAACAGCAUCCUCCAAGAACUGUACCUCACCAACAACCGGCUGACUGAUAAGUGUGUUUCCUUACUGACGGGACACACACACCUCCGAGUACUACACAUGGCUUACAACUACCUGCACACCUUCCCUGCCAGUAAAAUGGCCAAGUUGGAGGAGCUGGAGGAGGUAGACCUGAGUGGGAACAGGCUGAAGACGGUGCCCACCACCAUCAUGAACUGCAGACGCAUGCACACACUCAUCGCCCACUCCAACACCAUAGAGGUCUUCCCUGAGGUCAUGCAGCUUAUGGAGAUGAAGUGUGUAGAUCUGAGCUGUAAUAAGCUGAGUGAGAUCAGCCUGCCUGAGAUCCUGCCUCCUAAACUCCAGGAGCUGGAUCUGACUGGCAACCCUCGCCUCAGCCUGGACCACAAAACCCUGGAACAACUCAAUAACAUCCGCUGUUUCCGCAUCGACCCGCCACCGACCUUCUCAGCCAAUGAGGCGUCAGGUGGGCCGGCUGUGUGGAGUCAUGGUUACACAGAGGCCUCAGGCGUCAAGAACAAGCUGUGUGUGGCCGCCCUGUCGGUGAACAGUUUCGGUGGGAGUCGUGGGGCCCUCUAUGGGGUGUUUGAUGGAGACAGGAACGUGGAAGUGCCCUACCUGCUGCAGUGUACCAUGAACGAUGUGCUGGCCGAGGAGCUACACAAGACCAAGAGUGAAGAAGACUACAUGACCAACACCUUCCUCGUCAUGCAGAGGAAGCUGGGUACGGCAGGGCAGAAGCUGGGUGGCUCGGCGGCCCUGUGCCACAUCAGACACGACCCCACCGACCCGGGCGGCUGCUUCACCCUCACCGCUGCCAACGUAGGCAAGUGCCAGGCCAUCCUGUGUCGGGAUGGCAAGCCACUGCCCCUCUCCCUGCUGCACAACGUAGGCCUGGAGGAAGAGUACCGACGCAUCAGACAACACAACGCCAUCAUCACUGAGGACAACAAGGUGAAUGGAGUGACAGACUCCACCCGCAUCAUGGGAUAUUCCUUCCUGUACCCGGCGGUGAUCCCACGGCCCUACGUCUGCAUGGUAACCCUCACCCCGCAGGACGAGUUCUUCAUCCUGGGCAGCCGGGGCUUGUGGGAUGCCGUUUCACCGUCGGAGGCGGUGGAGGCGGUGCGUAACGUCCCAGACGGCCUUGCUGCAGCCAAGAAGCUGUGUACACUGGCCCAGGGCUAUGGCUGCACCGACAGUCUCUGUGCCGUGGUGGUCCAGCUCUCUGUGAGUGAGGACUGCUGCUCCUGCUGCUGUAGAGACCAUCCCCAGCCGCCCCCCAGCCCCGGCUUGGGUGGCUACCCCUCCUCGGGGGGUUCGUCAAUAAAGGAGCGUCCUACAGGGGAUGGUUCCCUCCCCGUCCCCCCGUCCUCCUGCAGUGAGAUCAGCAGUGAGAUCAGUACUAGUGAGAUGAGCAGCGAGGUGGGAUCCACGGCCUCCUCUGAUGAGCCUCCCCAGAGCUCCCUGGUGCUGCUGCACGAACAGCCCCACCACCACCAGCUCCACCUGCACCACCAGGCCCACCAGCUCUCCCUCCAGGCCCAGCACUCCGCCCAGCCCUGCCCCUACCCUCACCCAGGCUCGGAGCUCCCUGCCCGGGGCUGCUGUGCUCUCCAUCCUGCCUGUCUGACCGGGUCCUUCCAGAGGCAGCUGUCCAGCGCCACCUUCUCCAGCGCACUGUCUGACAACGGGCUGGACAGUGAGGACGAGGAGCCCAUUGCCGGGGUCUUCUCCAACGGGAGCAGAGUGGAGGUGGAGGCCGACAUCCACUGCCUUAGGGCUGAGGCCUCUUCAUCAUCAUCAUCGUCAGUACGGGAACGCUUGCUGGCCCCUCCUCCACCUCCUCCACCCUGCACCCCAGAACCCCUGGAGGACGGGGUGGAGCUGACUCUAGGGGAGGCGGAAAUGAGGGAGGAUAGAGAGGAGAGCUGGUCAGGGGGCUGCGGCAGACCGGGUGAUGACUUGAAGACCCUGGGGAAGAGAAGGGGGAACGGCUCUGUGGCCCCUCAGGAGAAGAGCCACAACCUGAUCGAGGUGGCAGCAGACGCCCCAUCUAAGAAGGGAGGGGGGUACUUCACGGCCCCCGCCCAGCCCGACCCGGACGACCAGUUCAUCAUCCCUCCAGAGUUGGAGGAGGAGGUCAAGGAGAUCAUGAAGCAGCAUCAGCAGAAACAACAGAACCCACCUAGCCCCGACCAGCCUGCAGACUACUAUGACACACCCCUCUGAGCAGACACACUCCCUACAGCAGUCUACUACAACUCACCACUAUGUUUCUGCAGACUACUACGACACACCCCUCUGAGCAGACACACUCCCUACAGCAGUCUACUACAACUCACCACUAUGUUUCUGCAGACUACUAGGACACACCCCGAAAUCCCUACAGUGGAGAGUCCAUACAGAGUCUUCGGACUAGCUGAGUAACCUAUGUAUCUGAAAAACAGCACCUUGUUGAGAUGUCUACAGACUAUAAGCACUCAACCCCUUUUCUGAGACCACAUCACUGGAGUACCAAACACUGUAACCUGCUCCACCCCUUUCCCCAAAGUGGCCUAUAGAAUAGGACAUGCAAAUGAGUCCUUUAAGAUAACCCAACCCUAUUGGGUAUCCUACUUAUGGACACACCUUUUUAUGGUCCAAAGUAGUUCCACUACUACUCACAGACAGACUGUACGAAACGUUGUUUUUACAUUAGACAACAAACCAAUGAGUACCUAUGUAAUCAACACUAGUCUCUCUGCAAUAGGGUUAGCCUAUCACAACACACAGUUAUGGAUAAUAUGAUUCCGUAUAGUUUUUUUACUUACCAUAUCUUUUAAUGUAAAGAAAAUUAAGUUGCUGAAAAAACUUUGUUAAAUGAAACAUGGAGAACACAAUCUUUUUUAUUAUCAAUGAAAUACAUUGAAAUGGUACACACCAAUAAUACCACGCUUAACUGUUGAAGAUGGGGCACUUAAUGAUACUGUAUUUCUUCAGUAAAUCAUGGCUCUUGGCCUGUAAAAAAGGCAUAGACAUUUUUGUAGAAAUUUGAAAGACUAACUCUUAGGAGUUGCAUACUCUUUAUGGUGACAUAGUCACUUUUACUAAUCUUCUCUGAGAGAAAUUGUGAUUUUUUUCCAAUGAUUGUAAAUAAGAGAAAUUUAUACUGAUGCUUUUAAAGGAACUGUGUACCCGUAUGUCUGGAUGGAUUUAGUGGUGUGGAGGGGUUGUGGGUCAGACCUGGUUUCGCCAUUUUGGAGAUCUCACCUUCCUUUCUCCCGUAGACACACACACUCACUCAUGUUCAAUACACACACACACACCGAUACGUACAUACACAGUACACCCACCCUAUUAUUCCGUACAGGCACACACAAUUCACGAUGGUUCUUCUCAUUCAGUUCUAUUGUUACUUACAUCUUGGUUAGUCAGCACUCCCUCUAGUGUGCUCACAACACACAUACAAUACAUACACACAGUAUUCCAUCCCACCGCCCGCCUAACUGUUAUCACCGGCAUGACUGUGUCCAGUUCAGUAAUGCAAACAAAUGCUAUAUCCACAUGGAAAGUAAACCACACAAACGUUCCUGUCUUUAGUAUAAUAAAUCUUACAUUUGUAAGCUUUGUUCUA